CGAGUUGGACAAGGGGAGGGAUUUAAUGAGCCUGAUGGUAUUUUUGUAUUGUUGGAGUUUAAACUUUGCCACAUAGUAGAAAGAGGUUUUGACUGGACAGAGGGACGUAAGAGGGGAGAAGAAAAUACUGCACUCAUCUUCACAGCAAGGAAAGCAUUAGGACUGGAAACACUUGGCAAAACCAAAUCAAGAUUGGAGAACACUGACAAGGGCAAUCAUGGCCUGCCCCAACCUUGACAGCAUGGAACUGCUGGAUCUCCUCUUUGACAGGCAGGAUGGAGUUCUUCGCAAUGUGGAGCUGGGAUCCUCAGAGACCCCUUGGAUGGCACAGGAAGACAGAGAUUUACUGAACACUCAAGAGAAUGAAGAUUUCAUCAACUCCAUCUUGGGAGCUACAAACACUGUCCUAGAUUCCCCAAGCUGGUCUCCAGCUGCCAGUGACAGCGGUAUAUCUGAGGAUCCAAAUUCUGAUCAGCUGGACAGCCCCUCACAUUAUGUUCCAACUGGAAGCCCGGGGGCCUAUUCUGAUGGAAGCUCACCCAAUGACCUGGCCUUUGCCCCCUGUCAGGACUCCUGUCAAGCGUUGCCUGUCCUAAAAGGACCAGCCACUGAGCUGAGAGAGAUGGAAGUGUCCAUAGACUUUGACAUGUGGGCUACUGGAUUUUAUCCAGAGGAGAGGCAAGUACCAAAUGCCAUGCAUCAGAAUCCACCCUCCUGCACACUGACUAUUAAAGAUCUCCUUCUUUCAAACAACUCUGAAAUGCACCAGCAGGCCAUGAACCCAUCAGUGAUGAGGCAAACCGCAGGGGCUUGCCAGGAGCUGCUGCUGACUGAGGAUGAGAAAAAAUUGUUGGCCAAGGAAGGUGUGACACUUCCGACCCAGCUCCCUCUUACCAAGUAUGAGGAGCGCGUUCUCAAGAAGAUCCGGAGAAAGAUCCGGAAUAAGCAGUCAGCACAAGAAAGCCGUAAGAAACGGAAGGAAUACAUUGAUGGUUUAGAAAGCCGGAUGUCAGCUUGCACAGCUCAGAACCAGGAGCUACAACGGAAAGUAGUUCACCUGGAGAAGCAGAACUUGUCUCUCGUACAGCAGCUAAAGAAGCUCCAGGCUAUAGUGAUGCAAUCCAGCAGCAAGGCUGCACAAACAGGCACAUGCGUUGCGGUCUUGCUGCUUUCCUUCGCACUGAUCAUCUUUCCAUCCAUCGGCCCUUUCACCCGCAACAAAACUGAGACCGGGGGUGACUUCGUACCUGUGCGAGUUUUUUCUAGGUCCCUCCACAAUGAUGCGUCUUCUAGAAUUGUCAAUUCCCUGGGCAAGGAUGUUGAGCAGAGUGCCUGGGAGGCCAAGGAGAGCCUCUGGAUUGAGCAAGCUCACAGAGAGGACAAUCCCCCCAGCGCCUUGAUCAGAGACCAUGUGCUCUUGGGCCUUCAGGAGGAGGGCAAGACCCUGCAAAACAACUACACGGAGCUUUUCCCGGAAGGCAGACACGCCCAUUUGGAAGGACUCAGGCCUAGCGAUCUCCCUCCAGGCCAGAAUCUGACGUCAGUGGCAUGGACUGAAUCUGACCAGCCUGGGAAAGGGGUCUUGGAGCAGACUGAGGAGCUGUGACUUUCCAUCCAGCUGCUUCCCCUCCCCGGCCUGCUAUUUGGGGACUAAACCGAGAUGGGGAUGGGGGCGCUCUGAGUGUGUGUGGAGUGGCAUUGCUUCUCUCCCAGGCAGUGGGAGGGAAAAGUGUGGAAGAGAAUCACUGUGUGAGAGAGCAAGGGGACUGAAUCCUCUUAGGCUGUUUGGGGUCCACCUGAGAAAGACAGGCUGAGUCCUGGUUUUCCUCUUCCAUUUUUACAUCCAGGGGAAUUCUCCAGGAUGGGGGUGUCAGCAGGUCUGUAGUUGGGGGGAGGCCGCAAGACCUGUUGCAAACAGUUCCUCUCCCCAGUCAGAACUAGGGGCGUGCAGGGUUCAUUAUAGGGAGAAGGCAUGGAGCUUGAAAUCUGAUUUUUCCCAAGCCCUUUGGCUUCUGAGAUUUCUGUUCAUCUUUUUCAGACAUAUGGUUUGCAGUGAUGAUGGGUGGAAACGUGUUUUUUUUUUUUUUGCAAGGAGGGGAAGAGAGUAAAAGCUAAAGUGUAUGGUUACAUUUUGCAGCUUUUCAGAGGUGUACCUACAGAACUGCGGUGCAAGCAUUGUCCGAAGGAUAAUCCUUCUCUUGCAGGGUUAGAGUCCAAGAAGGACCAAAGGUUCACCUAGUUCAGCCACUGCUAUCUUUUUAAAAAAACUUAUUUUCAACAUGAACAUAAAAUGUAAUCUGUGCCUCUAUAGAAACUGAUAAUGAAUGCAAAAUGGGAAGGGUUUUCUUCACCUGUUCAGAUGGUUUAUGCUGAGUCUUGCACAUCUGAUUAUGUAAGGAAGAGCUGCUCUUCAGGCAAGCUUAAAACAGCUUUGGAAAGCAUCUGUUCGUUUUAUUUUCUUCGUGUUUCGUGAACUCCCGCUUUCGGCCCCCACUGCUUGGCUGCUUUCCAUUUUAAGGCGUCGAGUGUGGUGCCGUUUGUUAUACAUGUGAUUGCUUCCUAGAAUGACAUCCAAGUUCCAAAGCCAGCUCAGAAGUUUCGCUGUCUCAGAAGCCCUCCUAGUCCUAACUUCCCAAUUAUUUUCUUUUGAGGACCCAACAGCAGGUCUAUUGGAUCCGGGGUGCAAGGCUCCAGAUGAACACAAGGUGGCAAUAAGACCUCAAUAUUUUCAGUAUCUCUUCCUUGCCCUCUAGUGGCUGAUUAUGUUUGUUGCAGCCCAAAUCUGGCAGCCGGGAACAGCAGCGCUUAAGUCUCCAUCCCGAACCCCAUGCCUUAAAGAUGCUUUCUUGGCACUGCUCUAAGGGGCUUCCUGUUUCAUCCAGAGCCACCUUAUUCUCCUGGGUUUCUUCCUUGGAUAGAGCCCCUUCUCAGUUCCCAGGCUUGAAGUAUAAUUGAGAGCUGUGUAUAAAUCCAUUUUGGAAUAAACCUUGGAAAUGGGACACUUUCAUUGCAAAAGGAGCAGCUGCCCUGGAUUAGUGUGAUCCAGCAGAACUAAGAAAAAGGUUCCUGAAAGCAGGAAUGUGGGGACCCAGAGCCUUGAUCUGAAGCAGGUAGGAGCAGGGGAGUCUGCAGGGCAUGGUCAAAAAAGUCAAGAGGGCAGGUGAAUGGGUGGAACUUUGUUCACACCAUCAUCGUCAUCUUGACUUUUUUUGACCAUAUCCUGUGGUCAGCCAUGGGUGGAUGUUGAGAACUGCUGAGCUGACUUUGAAGGAGUGGUGGGCGGACUGGGAUCAGAAAUUGAGACGUGAAUCCCUUUGCAGCCCUGAAAUACAAGCAGCCAGAAAAUGAAGACCUGAGUUAACAUGUGACCCAUUACAUGCACAAUAAAUGAUUUGAGUUGAAAUGAA
Python bivittatus (Burmese python) is the source of this 3407-nucleotide messenger RNA. RefSeq names its product cAMP responsive element binding protein 3 like 3 (gene CREB3L3). Gene Ontology annotation, molecular function: DNA-binding transcription factor activity, RNA polymerase II-specific; RNA polymerase II cis-regulatory region sequence-specific DNA binding. The record is from RefSeq and is a predicted model, not a curated record. Gene Ontology annotation, cellular component: nucleus. Gene Ontology annotation, biological process: regulation of transcription by RNA polymerase II. NCBI's taxonomy places the organism in Eukaryota, Metazoa, Chordata, Lepidosauria, Squamata, Pythonidae.